AAUAUGAACGUUUUUAUCUUAUAGCAAUUGUAGUACAAUUCGAACUUGGUCUUUAUCAGUUUUUUUUAUAUAAUUAUUGUAAGUGAUUUAUUCUACCAGAGAGAUUCUACUUGUUUGAUACUAACAAAGUAUUUGUUUUUAUGCAUUCCAUGAAACAUGUCUGAAGGUAAAAAGAUUAUACUUGUAACUGGUGGAACAGGACUAGUUGGUAAAGCUAUUGAACAUGUCAUCGAAACAAAUAAAAAUGAAAAUGAAAAAUGGAUAUUUGUAGGUUCUAAAGAUGCAGACUUAUGUGAUAAAAAGGAUACAGAGAAAUUAUUCGAGAAACAUAAACCUACACACGUUAUUCAUUUAGCUGCUAUGGUUGGUGGCUUGUUCCAUAAUAUGACUCACAAUUUGGACUUUCUGCGUAGGAAUAUUCACAUGAACGAUAAUGUAUUACAAACUGCUCAUGAAAAUGACAUUGUCAAGGUCAUAUCAUGUUUGUCAACUUGCAUAUUUCCUGAUAAAACAACAUAUCCUAUUGAUGAAACCAUGAUUCACAAUGGUCCACCACAUCCAUCAAAUUAUGGUUACAGUUAUGCCAAGCGUCUUAUAGAUAUUCAAAAUAGAGGUUAUUAUGACCAGUAUCAUAGAAUUUAUACUAGUAUCGUUCCAUGCAAUGUGUUUGGGCCAAAUGAUAAUUUUCAUCCCAGUGCCAGUCAUGUUAUACCAGGCUUAAUACGCAGACUUUAUGAUUUAAUAAAAGAUGGAAAUACUGAAGAUAAGGUAUUUACCAUAUUAGGUUCUGGGAAGCCACUGAGACAAUUUAUUUAUAGUUUAGACUUAGCUAACUUAAUAAUAUGGGUAUUGAGAGAGUAUAACUCUGUGGAACCAAUUAUAUUAUCAGUUGACGAAUCCCAAGAAGUUACAAUUUCUCAAGUAGCUGAGGCAAUUGCACAAGCUUUUAAUUUUAAAGGAAAGCUGGUAUAUGACACGUCUGCUGCCGAUGGGCAGUAUAAAAAAACAGCAAGCAAUGCAAAAUUACGAAAAUAUUUACCAAAUUUUCAAUUCACACCAUUUAAUCAAGCCAUUAAAGAUACCGUUGACUGGUAUAUAAAAAACUAUGAUCGAGCGAGAAAUUAGUAAACGUUGAGAACUAAUUAAUGUUUCAUUCACGCUAAUUUUGGUUCUGUACAAAAUUAGGAAAAUAAGAAGACCACUACUUUAAGCUUAUAUUGUACAAUGUAAUGUAAUAUAAUAUCUACGGCAGGAAGUGACGAAAUUAUA
Molecule: messenger RNA, 1269 nt
Organism: Bombus impatiens (common eastern bumble bee)
Lineage: Eukaryota; Metazoa; Arthropoda; Insecta; Hymenoptera; Apidae
Gene: Gmer
Product: probable GDP-L-fucose synthase
Exons: 7
Coding region: 157-1125 (322 amino acids)
Biological process (GO): nucleotide-sugar biosynthetic process
Molecular function (GO): GDP-L-fucose synthase activity
Source: RefSeq, a predicted model, not a curated record